Molecule: messenger RNA, 571 nt
Organism: Scomber japonicus (chub mackerel)
Lineage: Eukaryota; Metazoa; Chordata; Actinopteri; Scombriformes; Scombridae
Product: ladderlectin-like
Exons: 1
Coding region: 71-571 (166 amino acids)
Molecular function (GO): signaling receptor activity
Source: RefSeq, a predicted model, not a curated record
CAACAGCGCAGAUCAGCUCCGACUAACAGAUCAACCUCUCAUCCUGCUCCUGUGACAGAGAGACUCCAACAUGCUCUGCCUGUUCCUCUUCUUGUUUGGUCUGGCUCUGGGGACUGGGUCUACCCCUAACCCUUCAGGUGACCAUCCAUUGAAGCUACAGCGUGGAAACUGCCCAAUGUUCUGGUACAGCUUCAACAGCCGCUGCUACAAGUACGUCGCCACAAGUGUGACCUGGGCUGAUGCAGAGUUCCACUGUAGGUCACAGAAGGCCAACCUGGUGUCUAUCCACAGUAUGGCAGAAGAGAAGUUUGUCAAAUCCCUGAUCAAGAACUAUGACUAUUCUGAGCCAGGCGUCUGGAUCGGAUUUCAUGAUCUGUACAAAGAAGGCAGAUGGAUAUGGUCUGAUGGCUCUGCACUGGACUUUAGUCAUUGGCGUGCACACCAGCCAGACAAUUAUAAAGGUUAUGAACACUGUGCUAUCAACAAAUAUUCAACUGCUCACGAAUGGAGUGAUGUCCAGUGUGGUCUUAAAUAUCCGUCUGUUUGUGCAUCUCGCCUAGACUGUCCAUAG